Messenger RNA from Gastrolobium bilobum, 1056 nucleotides. Its product is annotated as 2-alkenal reductase (NADP(+)-dependent)-like. Gene Ontology annotation, molecular function: 2-alkenal reductase [NAD(P)H] activity. Lineage: Eukaryota; Viridiplantae; Streptophyta; Magnoliopsida; Fabales; Fabaceae. The transcript is spliced from 5 exons. The record is from RefSeq and is a predicted model, not a curated record. The coding region runs from base 1 to 1056 and encodes 351 amino acids.
AUGGGAAAGAACAAUGCUGUAGAGGAAGUGCAGAACAAGCAGGUUAUAUUGAGGGACUAUGUUACUGGCUACCCUAAAGAAUCUGACCUAUACAUAAGUACAAGCACUAUAAAACUUGAGGUUCCUCAAGGAUUACAUACGGUGUUGGUGAAGAAUCUGUACCUUUCUUGUGAUCCAGUCAUGCAUUUCCAAAUGAGAAAAACGGAAUAUCCUCUUUCUGGAUAUCACUAUUACGUCCCUGGCUCUACCAUAAAUGGGUUUGGAGUGGCUAAAGUUUUGGAUUCAGGGCAUCCUGACUUUAGUGCAGGUGACUUAGUUUGGGGAACAACUGGUUGGGAAGAAUAUAGUCUCAUUCAAAAUCCAGAAAAGCUCUUCAAAAUUCACCACACUGAUGUGCCCCUUUCCUACUACACUGGAAUUCUUGGCAUGCUUGCAAUUACUGCAUAUGCUGGUAUCUAUGAAGUUGGUUCUCUGAAGAAAGGAGAAUGUGUCUUCAUCUCAGCAGCAUCUGGUGCUGUUGGUCAGCUGGCUGGACAAUUUGCAAAAUUGCUAGGUUGUUAUGUUGUUGGAAGUGCAGGUACUCAAGAAAAGGUUGAUCUUAUAAAGAACAAGCUUGGGUUUGAUGAUGCUUUUAAUUACAAGGAAGAGCCUGAUCUGGAUGCAGCUUUGAAAAGGUACUUCCCUGAAGGCCUUGACUUCUACUUUGAGCAUGUUGGGGGUAAAAUGCUUGAUGCAGUGCUCCUAAAUAUGAAGGUCCAUGGCAGGAUGGUUAUGUGUGGAAUGAUUUCACAGUACAAUCUUUCUCAGCCUGAAACCCUAAAGAAUGUGAUGCAUAUUAUGAUCAAGAGACUAACUAUAAAAGGAUUUACUCAUCGAGAUCAUCAUCAUCUCUAUCCAAAGCUCUUGGAGACUGUGCUGCCUUACAUUAGAGAAAAGAAAGUUGUCUAUGUUGAAGACAUUGUUGAAGGACUUGAGAAUGGACCAGCAGCUCUGGUUGGACUCUUCAUCGGUCGCAACUACUUUGGAAAACAAGUAGUUGCACUUGCUCAUGAGUGA